AUGGCUCACGCGGAGUUGGAGAGUGCGGAGGACUGGGAGAAGGCUGCGAAGAGUGUACUGUCGGAGGCCAGCUGGGAGUACAUCUCAGGAGGAGAGGCUGGCACGAUCCAGCGGAACCGGGCGGCCUUUGCGCGCUGGGCCUUUCGGCCUCGGGUGCUGCGUGACGUCUCCUCCAUCAGUUUGGACUGCGAGGCCUUCGGGCGGCGCUGCGCCGCGCCGCUGUACCUCAGCAGCUUGGCCAAGGGCCGCCUGGUGAGCCCCGACGGGGAGGCCUGCUUCGUGCGGGCGGCGCGGCGCCUCGACGUGGCCUUCCUGGCGCCCAUGGUCUCCAGCUUGCCGCUGGAGCAGAUCGCCGCGGCUCAGGGCGAAGGUUUGGUCUUCCAGCUCUAUCUCUUCACCGACGAGGAAGAGAGCUUUGCAGCUCUCGCAAGGGCCAUCGAGCUGAAGGCUUCUGCGGUGGUCAUCACCGUGGACGCGAACGCUCCGAGGAAGGGGUCCUUUCACCGCGCCACCACGCAGGCCACCGGGGUCUUCCCCUCCCCGAAGCUGGACUGGCGGAAGCUGCUGGAGUUGAGGCGCCGCAUGCCUAGCGACCUGCCCUGGUAUUUGAAGGGCGUGCAGUGCGCAGAGGAUGCUCUACAGGCCGCCACAGUGGGCGUGACCGGCAUCAUCGUGUCGAACCACGGGGGCCGUGCUUGUGGGGAUGCCAUCGGCUCGUUGGAGGCCUUGGAGGAGGUGUGCUGCGCUUUGCGCCGUGCAGGGCUUGAGGUGGAGGUCUACUUCGACAGCGGGUUGCGCAGCGGCCGCGACGUGCUGAAGGCUUUGUGCUUGGGCGCGCGCGCCGUUGGGUUGGGGCGGCCCUACUACUGGGCUGCAGCGGUGGACGGCGACCGAGGCAUCGUGGCUUUGGUGGAGAUGCUCUCAGCGGAGCUCCACCACGCCAUGGCGCAGAUCGGGGCGCCGUCGCUGAAAGCGCUGGGGCCCCACUUCCUGCGCCCUGUGCCGGCGGUUCCGGCGCCGGAGGCCAACUUCCGGAGCCUCACCAAGGAUGAGCUCUGGAAGGCCUUCUUUGCCCAGAGGGAGCGGUACAAGGUGCGGGAGCCGAUGUGCGGCUCCCUGGCCGAGGAGCUGCAGAGGAAGGAGGACCAGGUCGACUGGGACCUGAUCAUGGAGGCCUUCAACGUGCUGUCCGAGCCGCAGGCGCGGGCUGAGUAUGAGGAGCGGAACUUGGCGUCUCACGCGCAGCAUCAGCUUCUGGGCCUCCGGGUGAUGCAUGAGGCAAGGAUGAGAGAGGAGGAGGAGCUGCGCACCAAGCAGGAAGCGGCAGCCGCAGAGGUUCAGGAAUGA
Molecule: messenger RNA, 1347 nt
Organism: Effrenium voratum
Lineage: Eukaryota; Dinophyceae; Suessiales; Symbiodiniaceae
Source: the annotation of a GenBank genome assembly